GAAUAUUUUUAAAAAUAAUCCGUCUUUUUUACCCAAUAUAGGAAUAAAAUUAAUAUCGUGAUUGUUAAUCUCGACAAAUGUCCAUUAUCAAGUCAUCGUCCGCGAAUCAAACUAGUAUUAUUAUCACUGUUAUUUAGAUUUUCCAAAUAUUUUUGUCAAAUAGGCGAUGGUUGAAACCCUAAACAAAGAAACAACAAUGGAAAACACGGGCCCCUGAGGAGGAGAAGAAGAGCUCAAAUGCUGAGGCAGAGAAUGUUAACAAUCUGAACGAGAAAAACAGCAGAGCCAUGAUCAUUGUCAUUGAUUUACCAGACGAAAUUCUCCACCACAUAUUCUCCACCACAUAUUCUCCUUCCUCCCAAUCAAAUCCCUCGCCCAAACCACCCUUCUCUCCAAACACUGGAAUCACCUAUCCCUAUGGCGCACCCACCCUCAUCUCGACUUCUCCUGUCUCUCUCCCAAAUCCACGGGAUUCAUACCCACGGUGUUAUCUCGCCGUCAACCCCACUCCAAAAUUACCACCUUUCGCCACUCCGAUUACGCAAGUUCCUCUUGCUUGCGCCAUUGCAUCGGCCAAGUAAUGAACCGGGGAAUCGAACAACUCGAGCUCGACGUUGAUUUAGACUGUUGCUUUAGUCUCCCCCUGCGUUUGCUCACGUGCAACUCUCUCAGGGUUCUCACAUCGAAUCACCAAGAUCAUCAAACCCUCCGUUCACUGAUAGUUAGGUGUGAGGAUUUUGGGUUUACUACUGCUCCGGCUUUGUUUACAGCGGUCCACACCUUGUCUCUGAAAAAUGUAUAUCUCGUGGGGUGUUCGGAUUUGUUCUCGGGGGGUAAUUUCCCUCUCCUUCGGAAACUGUGCUUGAAAAAUGUUAGAGAGGAAUGAUUGGCGAUCAUCUCAAUAUCAAAUGUCCAUACCUAGAAGAUUUGAAACUUGAUGGUUUGGAGAUGAAGUGGUUGGCUGUUUCUGGUGUGAGGUUACUGGAACUUGAACUCAAAAGGCUCACCAAAGAUAUGACUCAUUUGGUCAAGAUUUUUGCCCCAAGUCUCCGGAGUUUUUAUUGGGAAAACCAUGUUAAUGCAGAAAUUACGGCGGAGAGCUUCAGAUGCCUCAAUAAAGGCUUCAUUUGUUUUCUCUACGAACCAGGACAUGCAGCGGGAUUGCAGAGUGCAUCCAACUUUCUAUCUGCAAUCCGUUUUGCUCAAUCUAUUUGUUUCGGAAGCCAAGCUCUUGAGAUCUUGGCAAAAAUAGAUUGUGAUGGUGGUCUUCCAUAUUCUUUCAAUAACCUCAGGACUUUGGACCUGCAGACUGACAUGCGCAAACUUGAAAUCCAAGGGUUAGUAUGCUUGCUUAGAUGCUCUCCAAUCCUUCCCACCAUCACCAUAGAUUCAACUAGUUGGUUCAACCCUGGAAAUGUGGUAAUUAUGCACUUACUUUAUUAUGAUCUUAGUAAUAACAUUGUUUUGCUAAUUUCCUUGACUGUUGCUUAUCCGAAAUGUGUGUCCAUUCUAAGAAGCAGGGAGCCAGGGACAAUACUGUGGAGUCAGAAACCGAUCUGAUCAGCCAUGUUCCACAUGUUGUAAACGUGUCAAUUUAAAAAAUUGUGUUCUGUAUUAUCACUUUUACCAAUACCUCACGGGCAGUUCUUGAAUACCCUGGAUACAUCCUGUGUACGUGAUGAAUCACUUUAUAACAAUGUUAUGCAUGCUUUUUAAUGCAAUUUCUGCACUUGA
Rhododendron vialii is the source of this 1734-nucleotide messenger RNA. RefSeq lists its product as uncharacterized. NCBI's taxonomy places the organism in Eukaryota, Viridiplantae, Streptophyta, Magnoliopsida, Ericales, Ericaceae. The record is from RefSeq and is a predicted model, not a curated record. Bases 883 to 1560 code for a protein of 225 amino acids. The transcript is spliced from 2 exons.